GGGAUUAGUGGCAACAUGGCUUACAUACCACUACUCGUCUUUAUCUAUGUACCACUCUUCUGGCCAUCAGCUGAUGUAAACAAACGUGUUGGAAAUUGUAAAUUUAAGCGUGAGGUGCUGCGUUCCCAACUUUCCCCAGUUGGGUCUAAGGAUUUUAAUUGAGGCCUCAUCUCAUCACUCCACUCCAAUUUCAACAGACUCUAGAUCGAUCAUUCAUCGUUGCUAUGUUCAUAAAUUCGCAAUGGACACGACUGAAAAGUUGCUGAAGCUUGCCAGUGCUCCACUGAAAAUACGCCGGGAGCAUUUAAAUGGACACGUACUGCACACUUUUGAAAGUCUCCAUCAAAAAUGCUUUAAUUGGAAUAAAAACCUGGAUAACCUCCAGUCCGGAGACUGGCUCUUUGAAAUCGACAGUAUCUUGGAUUAUUUACACGAAGAGCUAAAUACUGGCCAUUGGAGCACUAUCCCAAUAGAAAUUCGGCAAAACUUCACCAUAGGAACCUUCCUGAAGGCGCUGCUGCUUCUACAGCUCCCAACCAAUGAGAAUAGAAGCGAUUUGCUGAAGAAAUGCCUGAAGUCAGUGGAUAUGGGCCUGCUUUUAGGGGCGCCGCUGGAAGAAACCCCAGAGCUGCUGAUGGAAGCUGCGAAAUGUCUGCGCGUUCAACUCAACCAGCUUGAAGCCGAACAUGAAGGGGAUUCUGCCGAGCUGAUUGGCAAACCGGCGAAAAGAGGCAGCGACUGUGAUAAACUGGUGGAGCAUUUUGCAAAGCUAAACGCCAUAAAAGUUGAGGAGCUGGAAGUGCCUUCAGUAGAAACGUUUAAUCGCAACUUCUUUGUUCCACAACGGCCAGUAAAGAUCAAAGGCUGUAUGAGCCACUGGCCAGCAACCAGCAAGUGGAUGGACGUGAACUACUUGCUAAAAGUCGCAGGAAAUCGCACGGUUCCCGUUGAAAUCGGCUCGCACUAUACUGACGAAAACUGGUCGCAAAAGCUGAUGACAGUCCGCGAGUUCAUCACUACCCAUUAUUUGUGUGAAACUGACCACACUGGAUAUCUAGCGCAGCACAAUCUCUUUGACCAAAUUGGGGAACUGAAAGAGGACAUCCGAAUCCCGGAAUAUUGCUGUUGCAGCUUGAAUUAUGAAGAAUCCACUGAUCCAGACAUAAACGCCUGGCUUGGGCCUAAAGGCACUGUCUCCCCUUUGCACCAGGACCCAAAAAACAACAUUCUGGCCCAGGUUUACGGCACUAAACGACUGUUGCUGUUUUCUACCAAAGACUCCAGCAAUCUCUACCCUCACAGUGAAGCGAUGCUUUCGAAUACUGCUCAAAUCGACCCACUCAAUCCAGACCCCAACAAAUUUCCAGACUUCAAGAGGGCCACCAUGUACAAAUGCCUCCUGGAGCCUGGAGAAAUGUUGUUUAUUCCGCUCAAAUGGUGGCACCAUGUUACUGCCUUGGAGAAGAGUUUUUCUGUUAGUUUUUGGUGGCAAUAAUAAAACAGUUUAUUCAGAAAA
This is a messenger RNA of Dendroctonus ponderosae (mountain pine beetle), 1516 nucleotides long. It is a transcript of the gene JMJD5, whose product is annotated as bifunctional peptidase and arginyl-hydroxylase JMJD5. Gene Ontology annotation, molecular function: histone H3K36 demethylase activity. NCBI's taxonomy places the organism in Eukaryota, Metazoa, Arthropoda, Insecta, Coleoptera, Curculionidae. The coding region runs from base 242 to 1495 and encodes 417 amino acids. The record is from RefSeq and is a predicted model, not a curated record. Gene Ontology annotation, cellular component: nucleus. The transcript is spliced from 7 exons.